Messenger RNA from Darwinula stevensoni, 1227 nucleotides. NCBI's taxonomy places the organism in Eukaryota, Metazoa, Arthropoda, Ostracoda, Podocopida, Darwinulidae. The record is from the annotation of a GenBank genome assembly.
AUGUCAGUUGACGGGAAUUUCUUUUUGGUGUCGGGGUAUGUGGACAACAUCGGGAGAGCCUCAUUCGUCACCUACGUGAUUUCGGGACUAAACGGAUCCAUUAUCGACACGAACGUCGCCGAAUGCGUCAUCAACAUUGGCGCCUUCUUCAUCGAAAAGAGAUUCAAUUUCCCUAAUGAACACAUCAUGACCUACGAUGAUCUAAAAUCUCUGCUUCUCGGCGGUACACACGUGACAUUCGUGGGUCUGGCGGAAUUGUGCGAAGGAAACCCGACGACAGGAGUGUCCAAGGCUCAGGGAGGAGGCUACCAUCUUCAGUUCUACGUCGAAACCAACCCAACCAGUGGACUGGAGGAUGUUAUCGUGGAAUACGACUAUUUGGGAGUGAGCCCGGACGGAACAGCACCAACGUUCAACGUUGCUCAAAUUAGGGUCUAUCCGGAUGGGUUCGUGAACGUCACCGGGAAUUCCUUCAUCACGACGACCUGGGAAGAUGUAUAUCCCUUCCCACAGGGGUUUCAGUGCACACUCGACGAUGGCAUUCGCUUCCAGUAUCGGCAACAGGAGUCCUAUGACUUCUAUGACUCAUUUGCUGCUGCUGAAGAAGCCCUUCUGUCUGGAAAGGAACUUCAAGUUUCUCUUGAUCACACCCAGUGUGAAGGAGCCCCAGAAUUCAUCAAUGCAAUGGGAGUGAGAGUGCUGGAAUGGGCACAGUUCGACGUGGACAGUGCUCUGGGUCACGAAAUCGACUUUUCUCAAGUCCUUGCUGCAACCGCCGAAGCAGCGGUACUUCAGGAAUAUUCCAUGACCGACGAGAAUUUGUUGAGGAACCAUGUGACUAUCUUUAACCCACUCACGGGUGAAAUCGCACUUGAUGUCACCUACACAUGCCCGAUGGGGACUGGCGCGAUUGUCUCUGCUCCGGCUAGAGCAAGUCGUGCCCUGGAGAGCUACUUCGAAGUGUAUGCAGCAGCCCUAGAAGGGACUCACUUGGAAGUCCGAGUCAAUUACGAACUGUGCAACGAUCCAACCGGAAGUGGAUUAGAUUUCACUGGCGUCACCGCAGGCGCUUACCUUCGGGAAAUGGCCAUCAACAACCCCGACAGUAGUGAUCCAUCCAUCAAUGGCCCAAUUACUCAUGAUAAAUGUAUUGAUGGAAAUGUUUCUCUGUGUAUCUCCAGGUUUGGAUUCGAGCAUCUUCACUGCCGCCUACUCCUUCGUGUCUGA